Panthera uncia (snow leopard) is the source of this 4608-nucleotide messenger RNA. RefSeq names its product 2-oxoglutarate and iron dependent oxygenase domain containing 1 (gene OGFOD1). Gene Ontology annotation, biological process: peptidyl-proline hydroxylation; regulation of translational termination. The transcript is spliced from 13 exons. Bases 88 to 1725 code for a protein of 545 amino acids. Gene Ontology annotation, cellular component: cytoplasm. Lineage: Eukaryota; Metazoa; Chordata; Mammalia; Carnivora; Felidae. The record is from RefSeq and is a predicted model, not a curated record. Gene Ontology annotation, molecular function: L-ascorbic acid binding; peptidyl-proline dioxygenase activity; iron ion binding.
GGAUAGGGGGCAUUCUGGGAAUUGCAGUCCGCCCAGGAAAGUAUAGCUGCUUAAUCAGUGUGGCGUGGGUCUGUAGCUUAAGAGAAGAUGAAUGGGAAACGGCCAGCUGAGCCGGGCCCCGGCCGUGCGGGGAAAAAGGGAAAGAAGGAGGUGAUAGCGGAGUUUUCGGAUGCUGUCACGGAAGAAACCUUGAAAAAGCAGGUGUCUGAGGCCUGGAGCCGCAGGACGCCGUUCCGUCACGAGGCCAUUGUCAUGGACAUGGAACCCUUUCUUCACUGCGUGAUCCCAGACUUCAUCCAAAGCCAAAACUUUUUGGAAGGGCUUCAGAGGGAACUUUUGAACUUGGACUUCCAUGAAAAGUAUAACGAUUUAUAUAAGUUCCAGCAGUCUGAUGAUUUGAAGAAGAGAAGAGAGCCUCACAUCUGUGCUUUAAGGAAAGUUCUGUUUGAAGAUUUCCGGACUUGGCUUGCUGACAUUUCCAAGAUUGACCUGGAAUCAACUAUUGACAUGUCCUGUGCUAAAUAUGAAUUCUCUGAUGCCCUCCUCUGCCACGACGACGAGCUGGAAGGGCGCCGGAUCGCCUUCAUUCUUUACCUGGUUCCUCCCUGGGACAGGAGUUUGGGGGGCACCCUGGACCUGUACGACGUUGAUGAACACUUUCAGCCGAAGCAGAUUGUCAAGUCUCUUAUCCCUUCGUGGAACACACUGGUUUUCUUUGAAGUGUCUCCAGUAUCCUUUCACCAGGUGUCUGAAGUCCUGUCUGAAGAAAAGUCACGUUUGUCUAUAAGCGGCUGGUUUCAUGGUCCUUCACUGACCAGACCCCCCAACUACUUUGAACCACUUGUACCUCGGAGCCCGCACAUCCCACAAGAUCAUGAAAUUUUAUAUGAUUGGAUCAACCCUACUUAUCUGGACAUGGAUUACCAAGUUCAAAUUCAAGAAGAGUUUGAAGAAAGGUCCGAAAUCCUCCUAAAGGAGUUCCUUAAGCCUGAGAAGUUUGCAGAGGUCUGUGAGGCUUUGGAGAAAGGAGAUGUGAAAUGGAGCAGCCGAGGUCCCCCUAACAAAAGGUUUUAUGAGAAAGCGGAGGAGAGCAAGCUUCCCAACAUCCUGAAGGACUGCAUGGAAUUAUUUCGCUCCGAGGCUCUGUUCUUGCUGCUCUCCAACUUCACAGGCCUGAAACUCCACUUCUUGGCCCCUUCAGAGGAAGAUGAGGUGGAGGACAAAAAGGAGGGCGAAGGCACCUCUGCGGCUGAUCACACUGAAGAAGGGACUAGCCAUAGCUCCCCUGGGCCCCAGAGUCCUCAGACGGCUGUCAGCCACAGCAACCAACAGAGCAGUGAACAGACAGACCCAGAGUCAGAGGAAAACGAAGCCAAGAGAGACUCAAGUGUUCCCACAUGCCAGGGGGAGUUGAGGCGUUGGAAGACUGGUCACUACACUUUGAUCCAUGACAACAGCAAGACUGAAUUUGCCCUGGAUUUACUUCUCUACUGUGGCUGUGAAGGCUGGGAGCCAGAAUAUGGCGGCUUUACUUCCUACAUUGCCAAAGGUGAAGAUGAAGAGCUGCUAACAGUGAAUCCGGAAAACAACUCUUUGGCACUGGUCUACAGAGACAGAGAGACUCUGAAAUUUGUCAAGCAUAUUAACCACCGAAGCCUAGAACAAAAGAAAGCCUUCCCAAAUAGAACAGGUUUCUGGGACUUCUCGUUUGUCUAUUACGAAUGACAGGGCUGAGCCAAGCUGAAGAAAAGAGACCCUUCCUCAGUACUGGGGAGUGCGGAAGAGCUAGGCAUCACGCGGAGAGCUACAAGGUGGCCUGUGUGACCGUGUCUUCAAAACUGCGUGGUAGGACUCAUCGUUAUUGUAUGCAAUCUAGGCCUUAAGCUUGGAGCCAGGUAUUUCUCUCUUGAUAAAAAAAAAAAAAAGCUUUAUUGUCUUUUUUUUUUUUUCACAUUCAGUUUUUCAUUUCCCAUAUGGACUUCCUUAGUGAUUUUUAAAAAGCUUUUGUGUGUGGUAAAAUACACACAACAUAAAGUGUACCAUUCUAACCAUUUUUAAGUGUAUACUUGAGUGACGUUAAGGAUAUUCACAUGGUUGUGCAAUUGUCACCACCACCCAUCUCCAGAACUUUGCCAUCUUCCCAGACUGAAACUGUCCCCACUAAAGAGUAACUCCCCGUCCCCCUUCCUAGCCCCUGACGGCCACCAUGCCACUUUCAGUCUCUGUCUCCGUUCAUACAAGUGGAACAAUACAAUAUUUGUCCUUCUGCAACUGGCUCAUUUCACCUAGCAUAAAGUCUUCGAGGUUCAUCCAUGUUUCCAGUGAGUGUUUGUUUUUUAAUACUCAUAAAUGACUGCUGACUCUGUCCUUCCUAAGCAUACCGGUUUAGAAAGUUACAGAAACUUCUGUCCUGUUCUGGGUGGGCUCAUUAUACUUCCUCCCGGUGCCUAUGGCUUUGUUUCACUGUGACUCCCUUAGGAUAGUGUGGACUUAAAUGAUGAUGGUAUUCCUGCCUUGGUAAACACCGGGCCCCAAACCACAUGGCCCCUGAGACUUCUGAGUGGCUGCUUGUGCCAUAUGUCAUCAUUCCUGGGGACCCACUGCUUUUCCAUCCUGGAGUUGUGGCUCCUGUAUAACUAGAUGAUUCUAGCCUCGCAUGUGUCUUUCCUGUCCCUAAAUACUCUCGGGUCAGCUAUAAAAUGAGUUGCCUGUUUUUCUUUUAAGAGAACAGAUGCUAAAGGCCACAUCAAAAUGCCAAGAGGCUGUCCAUUUUGUUACAUUCUCUUCUCUGAACUGGUGUGAGGCUCAUGUGACAACUACCACCUAUACAUGGGGGUGUGUACGAGGGGGGGUAGUGGUCGCUGCAUCGUUAGCUGCAAGAUGCUGUUCUCGUUCCAAUACUGUCUUCUCGUUUCCUCUCUGUUUUUUUACAUUGAUUACCAACUGUUACCGUAGCUUUUAUUUGGGAUUUUAUUAAUCAGUAGGAAAAGCAUUGGGCUUUUAUCUUCUUUCAUCUCCUAAUACUUCAAGUACUCCCUCUAAAGUUGGCAUUUAAAUGAAGAGAAUGAGGUUCACUUCCUUUAGGUUGAUGGUUUCAAGAUUUUUUUGAUUUUGUACCCCAGAUAGAUAGUAUCUAGAUAGAUAGGGAUAGCUAUCUAGAAAUUUUACACAUGUACGAAUAUUCAGUAUUGUCAUAAAACACUAAUUUUUCUCGGGUGAGAUGAAAAAGAAGUACCUAGAACUAGCUCUAACGUCUUCCCACACACACACAGUACCAGGCCAGUUUACAUGCGUACUGUUUAUUUGGUGUUUUUUCAGUUUAUUUAUUUUGAGAGAGAGACAGGGAGAGAGCCAGCAGGGGAGGGGCAGAGAGGAAGAGACAGAAUUCCAAGCAGGCUCCGCACUGUCAGAUCCAUGAGAUUGUGACCUGAGCCAAAACCAAGAUUCAGAUACUUAACCGACUGAGCCACCCAGGCACCCCUAUAUGUCUGCUGUUUUGGAGACCAGAAUUCUUUCACCACAGGGGCGCCCGGGUGGCUCAGUUGGUUAAGCAUCCGACUUCAGGUCAGAUCAUGAUCUCACAGUUGGUGAGUUCGAGUCCCGUGUCGGGCUCUGUGCUGACGGCUCAGAGCCUGGAGCCUGCUUCGGAUUCUGUGCCUCCCUCUCUCUCUCUGCCCCUCCUUUACUUGUGCUCUAUUUCUCUCUCAAGAAUAAACAAACAUAAAAAAAAUUUUUUUAAAGAAUUCACAGCACAGUGACACGUGGGAUUACAACAACUUUGUAAAUAAUGGCUUACAUGUCAAAGUUUGCCUUUUCUUUUCAGUUCCUACAGACUGAAUAAAGGUCAUCCCUACAAUAUUAUUUUCGCUCACUUGCUUUCUGAUGUGUUUUCAUGAGCGGGAGAGAGGGGGAUGAGGUUCUAGUGAACAAUCUGUCGGUAGCAUAACUGCAAGUGGAAGGCCCAGGGGAAAGCGCCAGGGCGCUUGGAAAAGAGAUACUCAUGGCCGUAGGUGACAUCUAGGAGGCCACCCCACUUUUCCAAAUCUGGAGCGCUCAGUCUAACUCUUAGCAUUCGUACAACGCAAGCGUUAAAAUGUGUUUAUUAGUUUCUCCUUAACCUCAGUGUGUUUAAGGUCUGCACCACAGCAGAAGCUUCUGUGCUCUACGCAAAAGGAUCUCGCCGUCCGAAGGGAGAGACUCCUGGAGGGCCAGGCUCCGACGUUUCCAUCAGUUACAUCAUCUACGGGAAAGAUGGUGUGUUCGCAGGGCACUUUUCUGCACUGAAGACACUCAGUGAUUGAGAAGCUGGUCUUCCUUAGUACUUCAUUCUUCACCUGGAUUUUUAGGGCUUAAAGCCAGUGUCAAUAGUUGUGGCAAAAGAGGAACUGAAACACGGGCAUCUUGUAAAUCCUUCUUUCAGGUAAGAGCUGUUGAUGUUCACCUGUGUAAUAGAUGGCAUCUUCUCUCUCAACAGUGAACCUCCAAUUCUUAUUGUUCCUUUUAGCGAAGGAAGAUUAUUCCCCCGCCUCAAAGAGAACAGCUUUAUGUUUUUUCAGAUUAUAUGAAUAAUACACGUUUGUUGUGAAGAAUUAAAACAUGUAAAAAUAA